CGCGAGAGGCAAGAGCUCACUUGAGCGGAAGAGCAGACAGAUGGACUCUUGCCUAGUGCACCCUUAUCCACAGCCGCUCCCUCUCCCAUCCACCUCCCAACGAGCCCACCUCAAAUGGGGCCCCUGCUCCGGCCGCUGCCAUCGCCGCCGGCGCAUGGCCACAUCCGCGCUCACGUUACAGGAGCAGCUCGCGCCAACCAGCCCAAGAACCUCCCAGAGAUCGAACCACCGCAGGCUGUUCGACGGAAUGCAGGAGGGGGGCGUCGUGGCCUCCACGGCAGGCCCCCUGUUCGACGAAAUGCCCCGUCCGAGGAGCGGCGAGAAGACCGCGAGCGCGGCAAUCCUGGCGCUGGCGCAUGCCAGCAAGCACGCGGAGGUCGCCGAGCUCUUCUGCAGGCUGCAGAUGGACGGAGUCCCGGUCAGCAAGUUCAUGCUCCCGAGCGUGCUCAAAGCCUGCGCGCGCCUCCGCGACAGCAGGAUGCUCCGGGCCGUGCAUGUCCUGGUCGUCAAGUGCGCCCUGUGCCGGCAUGUCGUCGUGGGCACUGCGCUGGUCAGCGCGUACGUUGAUUCCGGUCUGAUGGACGAUGCCGGCAAGGCGUUCGCUGAGAUGGACGACGAGGCCAACAUGGUUUCUUGGAGCGUGAUCAUCGGAGGCUAUGUCCGUUCUUGCCGGUGGGACGAAGCCUGGGAUGCUUUCUCCGCCAUGCAGCGCGCUGGGGUGCUUCCAGUUGAUUCAGUUCUUGUGAUGGCGAUUCAGGCGUGCAGUGCUUUGCUGUGCCUGGUCCGUGGGAAGCAGGUGCACGCGUUGGCGGUUUCCCUCGGGUUUGAAAGGAGUGCCACUGUGUGGAACUGUCUCAUCGACAUGUACGGCAAGUGUGGCGACAUGGGUAAUUGCAGGUCGGUUUUUGAGACGAUGGUGGACAGGGAUCAGGUAAGCUGGAAUACCAUCAUCGCAAGUUAUGUCCGUCUUGGUCUUUGUGAAGAGGCGCUCGACAUGGUUAUGCAAAUGCAGCAGUCUGGUUUCACCGUCGACCGUUUCACCCUGGGCAGUGGAGUCGCAGCUUGUGCUCAUUUGGCUGACAUCGACAAUGGCCGUGCAUUCCAUGGUUAUUUGAUUAGAAGAGCAUUGGAUACCGAUGCUAUCCGGGGCAGCGCACUUGUUGACAUGUACGGGAAAUGUGGCUUAACUGAACUUGCUCGGGUGGUGUUCGACAGGAUGGAUGAGAGAAAUUAUGUAGCAUGGGAUGCACUCUUGUCUGGCUACGUCGAAAAUGGGCAGGUUGAUUUGGCACUCAGCAUCUUCCGGCAAAUGGAGUCUGCAAACAUAAAGGCUAACCAACAUACCUUUGUGAACCUUCUGAAGCUUUGUGGCAACAGGAGGUAUACAGAAUAUGGAAGACAGAUCCAUGCACAUGCCAUCAAGGCCAUAUACCAGAUGAAUGUAGUUUUGGAGACUGAGCUUAUUGACAUGUACGCCAAGUGUGGCUGCAUCGAGGUUGCCCGGUUAUUGUUCCUCAGGAUGAACGAGCGGAACCAGAUAUCCUGGAAUGCUCUGCUCUCAGGUUAUGUAGGGGAUGGACAGCCUGCUGCCUCAAUACACAUUUACCGUCAGAUGGAGCAGGCUUCCAUUAGACCUGACCAAUACACUUUGGCAGGGCUUUUAAGCCUUUGCCGGUACCAAGGGCAUCUGCGUUACGGGAGACAGAUACAUGCUCAUCUCAUCAAGACGGGCUAUGAGACGAAUGUGGUACUGCAAACUUUGCUUGUUCAUAUGUAUGUCAGGUGUAGGCAAUGGCGAGACGCUGAGAAUGUUUGCUCAAUGAUCCAAGAGAGGAAUUUGUAUGUGCAUGAUGCAUUCUCAAAGGUAUAUGGAGAUGGCUACUUUAUCUCAAGAGAAGAAUUUCAUUGUGUGACUUUAUAGCAGUUAUGGGAAAGAGCGAGCGUUGUUUCUCCGGAAUCUCUGAGGAUGCUGAAGAAUUUAAUUGUGUGACUUUGUAGCUCAGAGUGUAAGUGAAAUUCGGAUAGCACUUAGUGUGCAGCAGUGCAUUGCAUUGCCCUGCUUGCUUCUGAAUGUCAUGUUCUCUAGUCUAUUGAUGUAGUUUUGUCUCCAACAAACAAUUUGCUCUUUGUUUCCCAUGGAAAGCUUAUUCCCAUUUUCCAUGAGCUAA
Lolium perenne is the source of this 2168-nucleotide messenger RNA. RefSeq names its product pentatricopeptide repeat-containing protein At3g26540. Lineage: Eukaryota; Viridiplantae; Streptophyta; Magnoliopsida; Poales; Poaceae. Gene Ontology annotation, molecular function: protein binding; RNA binding. The record is from RefSeq and is a predicted model, not a curated record. Gene Ontology annotation, biological process: RNA modification.